Lytechinus variegatus (green sea urchin) is the source of this 6120-nucleotide messenger RNA. Its product is annotated as nuclear pore membrane glycoprotein 210-like. Gene Ontology annotation, cellular component: nuclear pore. The record is from RefSeq and is a predicted model, not a curated record. Lineage: Eukaryota; Metazoa; Echinodermata; Echinoidea; Temnopleuroida; Toxopneustidae. The transcript is spliced from 42 exons. The coding region runs from base 37 to 5778 and encodes 1913 amino acids.
GCUGCGCGCGCAUUUGUGCUACAUCUUCCUGCGAAAAUGGCGUUGACUAGACUGCUCCAUGUGACUCUUGGAGUUGUCAUCUUUGUUACAUCUUUAAUACACUUUUCAUCAUGCACAGGACACAAAUUAAACGUUCCCAGGAUUAUGCUUCCGUACUACGCAGCAACUCCGAUCAAUUUCACCCUCGAAGGCAGCGAUGGUUGCUAUACAUGGCGUUCCUUGAGAGCUGAUGUUGCUUCUGUACAGCCUAUCGAUCAGGAUAGUGGUAGUGGAUGUUCACAGAAAGCCCUUGUAACUGCAUUGUCCACCCAUCCAACACAGAGAACUAGUGUUGUGUUUGCAGAGGAAUUAGGAAGUGGACAAGUAAUCCGAUGUGACGUAAUAGUCGAUCAAAUUGAACUGAUUGACAUUAUCACUACUACAAGGAUCCUGUAUUUAGGAGACUCUCCAGAAGAGUUUGAAGUCAGAGCUCUUGAUGAUGAAGGCAAUACCUUUAGCAGCCUGGAAGGAUUGGAGUUUGAAUGGACUCUCCUAUCGGAUUAUGAAGCAGACAAUGCUGUCGAUGCUAAGAGCAUUUUAAGAAUUGUUCAGUUCAAAGACUUGCCAUAUGACCCACCUGCUCAUAUCACCACCAUGGAAGCUGGUGGCAAACAGGGAGAUAGAAUCCUCAUUGAAGGUCUGAGAGCUGGGUCAGCCAAGGUCGGAGUAAAGAUCAAAUCAGCUGGUUUCAAGGAUGUGAAGCAGAGUGUUGUACGCCUCAUUGUCAUUGACCAUCUUACAUUGAAUCCAUCUCAAGAUAUCUACAUCCUUGUUCAUGCCUACAUCUACUACAGUGUGGAGAAAAUCAGACAGGGAAAGACAACAAUUGUAACCAUGCCAUCUACCCAGUAUCGCCUUGCCCUUGGAAACGCAUCAGUGGCAUCACUUACUGAAAGCAAUUCAAUGGUGACAGGUCUGGCUUUAGGACACACACAGAUCAUGCUUCAAGACAGGAAUUUUAAAGAUUUCAGGGGAUUCAAAGACAGUCUACCAUCAGCAAAUAUCUAUGUUAUUGAACCAGCUUACUUGGGAUUUGUGAUAGUGCCUGGUGGAAAUUGGGUAUUGGAGACUGGCCAUUAUUAUGAAAUAACGAUUGAUGUCUAUGAUAGAGAGAGCAACAAGAUGUUCCCGUCAGACAUACCUAAUAUCCGCAUUGAUACCAUAUUCCCGGAGGCGUACUUCCAAGUGAUACGAUCCAGCGAGAACGGUUCAUACCAUUUCGUGAAGACUUUACAGAGUGGUAUCACAGAGAUCGAUGCUGCUCUUGUGGCAAUGAUUAAACCUGAUGGUGAGCGAGCAGAGUUUGAAGUACCCAUCAAAGAGUCCCAGGAGGCCGAGAUAUUUGACCCCAUCUUAGUCAGACCAGAAUACAUUGCCUUUGCCUACCAACCUGGUCAACCAGGCUACCAAUACCCACUCAAGGCAACUGGCGGUACAGGGAGCUAUGUUUGGUCAUCGUCCAAGCGCAUUACAGGGACGGUGAACGUUCAUGGACUCGUGACAACAGGAGACACUCCAGGAAUGACCAAUGUCACGGCUGCAGAUAACCGGAAUCCAGCACAUUUUGGACUCAGUAGGGUUUAUUUGUUGCCACCUUCUAAGAUGAUCUUCCUUGAUUCCCGUGUUGAGGGUGAAGUAGGGUCAAUUCUUCAUCUGCCACUUGCAAUGGAGGCUUACUAUGAAGCCGGAAAAGAAAGAGUGAUGCUGACUCACUGCGGAUCUCUUCCUCUUGUCACUGAUGUUGCUGAUCAAAGCAUCUUCCAGAAAACUGAACCUGGUGAAAAGUUUGAUGUAGUAUCUGACUCCUGUACCACUCUUCAUGUGAAGGCCAUGUCUGUAGGUCACACCCAAGUUAGUGUAACCCUUCAACAAGGCGGGGUCAAGCUGCAGGCAUCCGUCACCAUCGCUGCCUUUGCACCCCUGCAACCGCUGGAUCCAGAUAGCGUUGCCAUUGUUACCUUAGCUGCGUCUAAGACCCUGGUCUUAACAGGAGGACCACAGCCUUGGGUCCUGGACCCAUCACGUUACUACCAGAACCUUGAGGCAGAGGAACAGGACUGGGUUAGAUCAACCCAUGUCAGAGGGUAUGGUGCCACAAAGAACUAUCACAUUUUCCAAGUAUUGUGUCGUCACCUUGGAGAGCAAACGCUGACGGUCAAUGUGGGUAAUGAUCCCACUGCUCGUAAUAAGUUCCCUGCGAGAUCUACAGCAACAGUCAGAUAUUUAUGUACCCAGCCUGUAAGUCUUCAGCUCAUACCAGUAGUACAGCAGCCAGAUCUAGAGGUACCCUGUCCUAUUGCUCUUGACUCAAACAACCAGAUUCCUGUCAUGAAUGGACAAGACGUAGAGAUUCUGGUGAAUGCCGUUGACAGCCAUGGAAGGCUCUUUCAUAACUUUUCUUCAUUGGUUGUAUCAUGGACCAGCACGGAUCAUAACCUAGCUUCCUACUACAAACCACAGACAUCAUACAGUGAUGAGGAUGGGUCGUUCCCUGGAUCAAGGUCACUCAGAGCCUUUGAACUUACAACAUUGAAGCAUCGUCAAGGAUCUGUAACAUUGACAGCAACUACCACUGCAUAUGAUAAUGUGCUGUUUAGGAGGCAUGCUAUUGCAAUCCCGAGUCAAGUACCCAGUGUGAGUGCAUCUCUUGAGUUAGGUCUGGUAAUGGAAGCUAGUAUUGAUCCGAACAGACUAUCUCUAUUCAAUCAUCCAUCAAAUAAAGCAUCAUUGAAUCUUCAAGGAGGUUCUGGUCACUUCUUAAUCCGUCCUAACAUCGCAGGUCUGGCAGAGAUGAGAUAUGAUGAAAAGAAAAAACAAAUUGAGGUUAUCCCCUUACGCGACGGGACUCUGGUCAUCACUGCCUACGAUCUUUGCAUUGCCACUAACCAACAUGCUACAGCACAGAUACACAUGGCAGGUGUACACACCAUUGACCUCAAGGUUGUUGACAAGGUCCAAGUUGAUCAUGAGAUCCGAGCGGCAGUCCAGGUCCUAGACUCCACAGACCAGCCUCUAUCUGUAUCCUACUUUCCACUCAUGAGGCUUGAACCAGUGCCAGGUUCCAACAUCAUCACCCUUAGACCUGACAUGGACAGCUCUGGUAGAGAUCAACACACGGCCUACUACACAGUACAUGGAGCUAGUAUUGGUUUUACAACCCUCGCCUUCACCGCCAUGUCUAAGAGUGGCCAUACUGUUUCAAGUAAACUCAGGGAUAUACAGGUGUUUCCCCCUCUCAAGUUGACACCAAGGAACAUCACACUUAUUGUUACAUCAUUAUUCCAAGUGAGGAGUACUGGAGGACCCCAACCCCAGAGCCAGAUUGAGUAUGUAGUACAGAGCUCAAACAUUGCUAAGAUCAACAGUAGUGGUAUCUUACAUGCUUUGAACCUUGGUCAUACCAGGGUUACAGGCAGAGCUGUUGGUUACGACCAGGAAACAGGAUCAAAUGUGGUUUAUUCUGAGGAUACCAUCGAUGUGUACGUCAUAGAGCUGAAUGGCAUACGAAUCCACGCUCCUCUCCAUCGACUCGAGUCAGACACUGUCAUGCCCGUGUAUGCUAUGGGACUGGGUGAAUCGGAGACCCCGUUCACAUUUGGUGAUGCCAUCGAUGGCCUUCUGUUUGAAUGGAGUGUGAGCAAUGAUGAUGUUAUUGAAGUGGAGCCAGUAUUUGCUGAGGAUGGCAUAUACAGUGGAGCAGAGCACAACAUAGCUAUGAGGGUGAGAACAUUAAAUCCCGGUGAAGCCUCUCUAAGACUACAGGUAUCCCUGACUCAACCAGGACGUAGACAGAUCUACAGGGAUCAAACACUCAUGGAUGAAAUACAGAUCCAGGUGUUUGAGAGACUAGAGUUGAUGCAGCCUGACUGUCCAUGUCACAGCAGACUUCUGAUGACACCUAACACACAAGCACCGAUUAAAACUAACAGAGAUGGGUCAGCCAGGAUGUCAUAUCGUAUCUUGACCACCUCUUGGGAUGACUUCCUGACCGUUAACCAGAUGGGUGUGGUCAAAGCCGGGCCAAAGGGAGGUCAAGCGUCUGUAGAGGUCACCGCAUUUGAGAGCUUUGGAGUGAACCAGACAACAGUUGUUCAUGUCUCGAUCAAGCCUGUAUCUUACAUCGCUGUGCAUUCUACCACCGGUCUAACAACAUAUGACAAGAGUCUACAAGUGUUUCCCAUCGGUGUAUCACCCUCCUUUGCUGUUCGUUUCUAUGACAACAUCGGUGAAAGAUUUGACGCCACCAAUGUUAAAUUGGACUACAGACUCCAUAGAUUUGACCGUCUUCAGUUGCAGUCUGGAUCAGAUAAUAGUACAUUUAUUGGGCGAUCAGCACACAUGGGAACCACUAUCCUCAAGGUGUGGGACAGUGAGAGUCCAUGGAUUGAUGAUUAUGUUGGUAUCCCGGUAGGCAGUGUGGUCCAGCCUGAUCAAGGUCUGGUUGUAGGUGAUAUUGUCUGUUUGAGAUCACCUCUACUCUCGUCAGAAGGUCAAAGUGGGUCAUGGAGCUCAUCUGAAAACAGCAUUCUCAAAGUUCAUAGGUCAAGUGGUGUUGCCAUGGCGCUGACCCCUGGUACUGUAACCUUGACCCAGCAGCUGACUCCUAAUCUUGCAACAACAGCUCAGGUUUCUGUUGGUACUAUUCUGAGAAUCACGCUAGAUGGUCAUGAUGUUUCUACUCUCUCAACGGUACCCAAAGAGGGCAGCAUUCGUGUUCCUGUCAAGCUGAAUGGUGUUUCUAGUAUCCAAGGCGAAAACUGUUCCUUUGAGAAGCAUGCUUGGAUAUUUGAAUCAGUGACUCCACCCUUCCAAUGCACCCUUCACUUUGCCGAUAAGAACUCACCUGUAACCCCCUCGGAGCUCUUCCAAGUCUCAGCAGGAUUCGAUGCAAGUCAAGGUCAAUAUUACUGCUCCAUCAGUCAGCUGAAGACGAGACACACCCCAACCUUCCUAAGCACCAUGGAUACGACCCUUACACUGACCGCUCGUCUUCUCAGCAUCCCAGGUCAACGUCAGGUCAUCUCCGAGCAGCAUUCGUUCAAGUUCCUUCCUGCGUACUCUUGCCAACAGUCUGGGCUCACUCUAACCCUUGCUUCCCGUAGAGAGGAUAUCACGGUAGAAGGAAUACCGGCCGUCAUGGAUAACUUACAGGCCUCUACCAAUGACACUGACAUCAUUGCCCUAGGCAAGCCAGGCUAUGCAGGUAGAACACUCAAGAAGUUCCCUGUAGCCCUUGUGGACUCCUCACUCGCACAGUAUGGACCAGCUAUCCUGCACACAACUGUAGAACUGUCCAACACGGUUACAGGACAGCGUACUGUGGUCCCUAUUAAGAUCAAUCUUGUUCCUGUGAAACCUAUGAGUGCUACAGCAGAAGAAGCCACAGUAACUGGUUGGUCUACUGUACUUCAUCUGUUCCUUCAGCAUUAUCAAACAUGGCUCUUCUUCCUAAUCUUCAUACUAGCUGUAGCAGGAAUGGUGCUUAUAUGCUACCAUGUCUUCCUGGCUCCUCGAUACUACGUAGCAAGUUCUGGAUCAGGAGCUUUCCUCCACAGUCCAUUGCAUCGCUCACCGGCACCACCACCAUACUUUGAACAAUCACCAGGUUUUACAGAGUAUCAGCAGAGUCCGUACAGAUCUGAUUCAAUACGACAAAGAAGGGCAGGGAAAUCCCCUAAUAGACUUUGGAGUACAGCUUAUAGUCCACAAGAAGGAGCUUCUGGUAGUCCUGAAUACUAGUGUACCCCCCCCCCCUGUUUCCAAGUUUCCAAAUCAUGUCAUUUUAAUUUGAUAUCGAGGUCUUUCCAUUUGUGCUACAAGCAAAGUGUUUUAGAAGCUAUUGUUAUGGCAUUUUGUAACUGAGAAAAAUUGAUUUGGAGCUGGGAAAUGUGAGAUGGCUGCCACCUCUCAAUUCCUUUAUUUAUCAAUCCAGGGUGUCAACUAACAAUAAUCCUCUGUCGCUAUUUACCUGAAAGUUUUGGAUUAUUCCAUGACGAAUACCCAUCCCAGGGCCCCAUCUUACAAAGAGUUACGAUUGAUCCAAUCAAUCGUAACUCUUUGUAAGAUGUCAUAAUUUUUUUU